Mangifera indica (mango) is the source of this 969-nucleotide messenger RNA. Its product is annotated as XIAP-associated factor 1-like. The coding region runs from base 200 to 805 and encodes 201 amino acids. The record is from RefSeq and is a predicted model, not a curated record. Gene Ontology annotation, molecular function: zinc ion binding. Lineage: Eukaryota; Viridiplantae; Streptophyta; Magnoliopsida; Sapindales; Anacardiaceae. The transcript has 6 exons.
GUUGAACCAAAAUAAUUAAAAACUAGCGAGUUUCACCCCUUCGUUCCUACUUUUUAUUUUAUUAUAUUUUUUUCGCUAAUUUUUUUCUGAAAUCCAAAAAAGUUGCAUCUAAUAAAACCAGAACCCCAAAAUUAAUCGCAUUUCUUUCUCUUUGAAGUUUUUCUUUCUGAUCGAGUAACGACGUCGCGCCGAUUCUUUUAUGGCGAUGGCAAAUGCAUCUGGUGAAACCACAAAAAUAUGCAGUCACUGUGACAGAUAUAUCCCAUCUUCAAAUAUUGACUUGCAUUUUGUACAUUGCUCCCGGAACCUAGAAAGAUGUAAAGAAUGUGGUGAUAUGAUUCCAAAAAAGCAUGCUGAGGAGCAUUUCUUAAACACCCAUGCUCCGGUGGCCUGUUCUCAGUGCAGUGAGACAAUGGAACGUGAAAUUUUAGCAAUUCAUAAAGGUGAAAAUUGUCCACAAAGGAUUGUAACAUGUGAGUUCUGUGAAUUUCCGCUGCCUGCUAUUGAUCUCGCUGAGCAUCAGGAAGUUUGUGGGAAUCGUACAGAACUGUGUCAUCUUUGUAACCGAUAUAUUAGACUGCGGGAAAGAUACAACCAUGAAAUUAGGUGCACAGGUGUCCCGGAAAAUGUUGUGGGACCUUCCAGGAGUGUGGGGGCAGCUGAGAGAGACCAAGGCCCUCAGAGGAGGCCACCAAAUGACUUUUCGCGGAAACGACUCCUACUUACCAUUGCAAUCACAGGCAUUGCUGUUCUAUUAGGAUCUCUUUUUUUCCAUAGAAAGACGGAGAGCAGUCAAGUGCAUUAGCAGAGUAGAGGAUACACAUUGGGGUAUGUAAAUCAGCUACAAAACAAUGUAUUCCAUUUAUCUGUAUUGAAAUAUGUCGUAGAGCACACUGAUGUUACUGUAUUAAACUCAUCGGGUUGUAAUAAUAUGUUGAACAGCUAUGCAAUAGUUUAUUUCGAGCUUUA